Molecule: messenger RNA, 2351 nt
Organism: Acipenser ruthenus (sterlet)
Lineage: Eukaryota; Metazoa; Chordata; Actinopteri; Acipenseriformes; Acipenseridae
Product: homeobox protein meis3-B-like
Source: RefSeq, a predicted model, not a curated record
GUCGUGCAGCGCGGUGAACAAAUGGUUAACAAUCUUCAGCGAUUUCCGGAUUUGCUCACUAACGCGUUGUUUUUGUUGUGUGGAGAGAGAGAGAGAGAGAGAGAGAGAGAGAGAGAGAGAGAGAGAGAGAGAGAGAGAGAGAGAGAGAGAGAGAGUAUAUCUGAAUCAAGGCAGCCGGGCCAGCGAGCAGGAGAGAGACAGAGAAAGCUCUUCGAUGCAGAUUCAUUGCCCAGAGGAAAUCGGCUACAGCAGCAAGCAUCCUCCAUUGAAAAGCGACAAGACCGAUUGACCGACAAAACCGCCGCCCGUUCAAUACAAUAAUAUUAUUAGAAACAGAGAGAGACAGAGAGAGAGACAGCGAGAGACAGACUGUCUCAUACACACACACACACACACACACACACACACAGAAAGAAAUCUGAUAACCGGAGUCAUACAGUAUUUAUCACAUCAACCUUUAAAACAAGACGGACGCAUUGAAGAUCUGCUAUAUGCAUAUGUAAUGUGCAAUUAUAAAGGAUCGAUCAAAACACAAACUGUGGAGUGACUGAAGGAUUGCUUUGGACCUGUGCGUCUAUCUAUCUAUCUAUCCAUCCAUCCAUCCAUCCAUCCAUCCAUCCAUCCAUCCAUCUCUGUGUGUGUAUAGACAGGCGUGCGUUCUGUAUUUCAAGGGCUAGACUAACUAUAUGGCCCACAGUAUAGACUCAAGGUGUUGAGAGAGAGAGAGAGAGAGAGAGAGAGAGAGAGAGAGAGAGAGAGAGAGAGAGAGAGAGAGAGAGAGAGAGAGAGAGAGAGAGAGAGAGAGAGAGAGAGAGAGAGAGAGAGAGAGAGAGAGAGAGAGAGAGAGAGAGAGGAGGGGGCGAGGGUACGUGUGUUUUUUAUUUGCCCCCCGCUACCCACCCCUCUACGGGGUUUAAAGCUCAUCACUCAUCUCGGUUUUGACAGAUUCAAGCGGGUUGGAUGGACAGCCCAAGCAGCCAAAAGGCACGCCGAGCAUCAGUGAGCGCAUCCCGGAGCGGCGAGUCUGAGCGCAGUCGCUGUCUGUGGCGUCAGCGCUCUCGUGUGUGAGCGGUUCUGCUAAUCUCGGGCUGCGGGGACCGUCCUGCUCCUUCAAACACCAGAAGAAAACUCUGCAGGACAAGAGUCUGAGCAAGAACAACAACCAUCACUUUGUUUUCAUUUUGAUUUUUCAAUUGCAUCUAUACUCAGCAACAUUUUUUUGGUCCCGUACAUUAUUUCUUCAUUGGAUCUCUUUAUAAAUAUAUUUAUAGCAUUUUUAUAUUCCAGUAUAUCUAUCCAGAUAUGUAUCUAUCUAUCUAUCUAUGUAUAUAGAUAGAUAGAUAGAUAGAUAGAUAGAUAGAUAGAUUACAUUCCAGGACUUUUUUUUCCUCCCUGGAAAGAAGAUUAAAAACUGUUGAAAUUCUUACUUCCUCUCUUCCUUCUCAUCCUCACUUCCGGGGGGAACCCUCCACAGAAUCCCGAUGUCUCAGAGGUACGAUGAACUGGCGCAUUACGCCGGGAUGGACGCGGUGUCGCUAGCCGGGUUCGGAGACCCCCACGGCGGCAGGACUCUGCAGCAUCACCCGCUGAGCCAGGGGUCUCCGUACGGUCACGGUGGGCCUCACAGAGCGGGGCUGCCGCUGGGAAUGGGUGCUAACGACGUCAUGAAGAGAGAGAAGGACGAGAUCUACGGGCACCCGCUGUUUCCUUUACUCGCCCUCAUAUUUGAGAAGUGCGAGUUAGCUACCUGCUCCCCGCGGGACGGCUCCGGAUCCUUCCCCGGGGGAGACGUCUGUUCCUCGGACUCCUUCAACGAGGACAUCGCGGUCUUCGCCAAGCAGAUACGCUCAGAAAAACCGUUAUUUUCUUCGAAUCCUGAAAUUGAUAACUUGAUGAUUCAAGCCAUACAAGUCCUUCGAUUCCACCUGCUGGAGUUAGAAAAGGUUCACGAUCUCUGUGAUAAUUUCUGCCAUCGCUACAUCACCUGUCUGAAGGGGAAGAUGCCCAUUGAUCUAGUGAUGGACGAUCGGGACGGGGGCUCCAAAUCAGACAUGGAGGAUUUCACUGGGUCCUGCACCAGCCUGUCUGACCAGAAUCACUCCUGGAUCAGGGAUCAGGAAGAUGUCGCCUCCACUCACUCAGGCACCCCCGGGACCCUCCAGCAGCGGCCUGGCGUCCCACAGCGGAGACAACUGCAGCGAGCAGGACCCCCUGGAUCACAGCGCUGCCUCCCCCAGCACCGGCGAUGACGACGACCUCGACAGAGACAAGAAGAGGAACAAGAAGAGAGGGAUCUUCCCCAAAGUGGCAACCAACAUCAUGCGAGCCUGGCUGUUCCAGCACCUUUCGGU